CACCCCCGCCCGCCGCCCAGAAGAUGGCGAGCCCGUGCGGGCGGCAGCAGUGCUCCAUCGAGAGGCGCGGCGUCCGCCACCAGCUCGAUUCGUGGCGACACAAGCUCAUUCACUGUGUAGGGUUUGAAAGUAUUCUAGAAGGCCUGUUUGGACCUGGAUUAUUAAAAGAUCUCAGUUUGUUUAAAGACUGUGAGCCUGAAGGUGUUUCUGAUUGGUCUUUUGAUGAAAAUUGUCUUUUCUGCUGCCUGAGAAGAGAAAAAGUGAAGGAACACUUAGUCAGUCUGGAUGAGCCAGCCUCGGAAGCUGGACAAGAAGCUCUGCUUAGACAAGAGCAAGCAAAAAUCAUUCGUUUUGAAAGGCAAGCGGAAGAGUUCCUCAAUGCAGUCUUUUACAGAAAAGACAGUCCUAGGGUCUCUGACCCUAAUAUUCCCCUAGUGGCCCGUGAGAUCAUGCAGCGAAUGAUCCGACAGUUUGCUGCUGAAUAUACCUCAAAAAAUAGCUCUACUCAGGACUCCAGCCAGCCCAAUAGCACAAAGAACCAAAGCCUGCUGAAAGCAUCUCUGGUCGCCUCCUCUCCCACGGCUGCAACUGCUCAGAACCCUGUGCUCAGCAAACUUCUCAUGGCUGACCAAGACUCACCUCUGGACCUUACUGUCAGAAAGUCUCAGUCAGAACCUAGUGAACAAGACGGUGUGCUUGAUUUAUCCACUAAGAAGAGUCCUUGUGCCGGCAGCACCUCUCUGAGUCAUUCUCCAGGGUGCUCCAGUACUCCGGGAAAUGGGCGACCUGGGAGACCCAGCCAGCACCAUCCGGAGGGACUACAGAGUGGUGAUGGGGUACCUCCAAGAAGCUUGCAGGAUGGAACCAGGGAAGGUUAUGGCCAUUCCACAUCUCUUAAAGUACCGCUGGCUCGAUCACUCCAGAUUAGUGAAGAACUGCUGAGCAGAAACCAGUUUUCUACGGCUGCCAGCCAUGGGCCAUCUGGACUACAGAAUCAUGGACAGCACUUAAUAUUAUCCAGGGAGGCUUCUUGGGCAAAACCACACUACGAAUUCAAUUUCAGCCGCAUGAAAUUCAGGGGAAAUGGUGCACUCAGCAACAUCAGUGACCUUCCUUUUCUUACAGAAAACUCUGCCUUUCAAAAAAUGGCACUUCAAACUAAACAGGAUGGGAAAAAGGACGUGAGCCAUUCGUCUCCUGUGGAUUUAAAGAUACCACAAGUUCGAGGCAUGGACCUUUCAUGGGAGUCCCGCACUGGUGACCAGUACAGCUAUAGCUCUUUGGUAAUGGGUUCACAAACGGAGAGCGCGCUUAGCAAAAAGUUAAGGGCUAUCCUUCCAAAACAAAACAGGAGAAGUUUGCUGGAUGCUGGACCAGAUUCCUGGGGCUCAGAUGCUGAGCAGUCUACCUCUGGACAGCCAUAUCCCACCUCAGAUCAAGAGGGAGAUCCUGGCUCCAAGCAACCUAGGAAGAAAAGAGGGAGAUACAGACAGUACAACAGCGAGAUACUAGAGGAAGCAAUCUCUGUGGUUAUGAGCGGGAAAAUGAGUGUUUCCAAAGCUCAGAGUAUUUAUGGGAUCCCCCACAGUACACUGGAGUACAAAGUUAAAGAGAGGCUGGGCACUUUGAAAAACCCUCCAAAGAAAAAAAUGAAAUUAAUGAGGUCGGAGGGGCAGGAUGUUUCAGUAAAGAUUGAAUUAGAUCCCCAGGGAGAAGCAGCACAAAGUGCGAAUGAAUUGAAAGAUGAGUAGGGAUGUUGUAGAGUGCCAAUUACUUUGCAAACUGGGUGAGCACUACUGCAUAGUUCAACCACCACUGAGCACACCUGAUUCUCCCGUUUACUGCAAUGCUCUUUCCUUUGCAGUUCAGCACAGACUUGUGCGGAGACAGGUGAAAGGUGUGCUCUGAAUGUCACAUUUGUAAAUUUUUCUAGCCUGGUAUGGUGCAGUUCCCUUCCUUCACCUGCCCACUACCCCCCCUUUUUUUCCCUUUUAUUUUUUUCCUCCUUUUUCUUUUGCCUUUUGCAUGUUUCUCUGUAAUACAGAGUUGAGUUACCUCACAAAGAAUGCAGGUCUGUGGAAGUGGACGUCUUGCCUAUGUAGAGCCUGCCUGAACUUCUGGUGUUGGAUUUUUCAUGUCUGCUUUUAUAGAAAUAAGUCCACUUUGUUAAACUUGAUACACUCCUAAACCCAGGCAUUUUUCAAAUGAGAAUCAGACUGUCAUUCUUCAAAAUGUUUCAGAAAUCUUUUUUCCCCCUCCUUUUCUUUGAUCCAGUUGAUUCAAAAGGUUUAAGCUAAAUCAAGUUAUUGAGAAAUGGUACCUCUCUUGAACUCAGAGCUUUGUUUAUUAGAUGUGUAAUCAAUUGGGUCUCAUUAGGCACUCCACUAUUUUCUUUCCAAAUUAAACAUACUUGCCAUUCACUGUCUGCUUAGUGCUCACCCGGAGGGGAGGGGAGGGAAAUCUCGCAUACACUACCUUCAGAAUAUGUCAGUUAAUUAUUUGUAACACUACCUUCGCUGUAAUUUUGUUUGAUAUUUUUGAAGGGUGAUAUUUAGACUCACCUGCUUGAGGAUGUAGCCUUAUCUCACGGAAGACAAGCUUCUCACAGUCAGGAGCAGUCAGGGUACACUAAAUGAUGUAUUAGGGUAUGCCUCAUUAUAACGAAACUAUGGUUCUUUGUGACCAUUAUGCUUUUUACAGACUUGAUUCUGAGUUUACUAAACUAUGUGGUUCCAACAACUAGUUUAAAUGACUCUGAUCUGGGGAAGGGGGAUUUGUGUAACAAACUACUGUGAUAUUGCAAAAAAAGAAAAAAAAAAAAAGGAAAAAAAAAAGCCCAGAAAACGGUAUCUCCAACGUUACAACCUCAGUAGUCUGCCCAAAUAUCCACAUUAGUGAAGGAGCUUGUUAAUGUUCAGGGAAGAAGUAAAACACUGGUAGCCUGAUGUGUUUCAGGCUCAGCAUCAUAUCUAUCUGUAAUACUGUCAGGGUCGAACACUCAGUGAACGGGUGUGUCCUUUUUAAAUAUUACAGUUGCCAGUAGCAGGAAUUAAUCUGAGUCCUGCUUUUUUUUGUUGUUGUUUUUAUUUACUCCGUUUUGAUUGUGGUAAACCACUAGCACAUGCUAGAAUAAGCAUCUAAACACCGUAAAAGCACUCCGUAAACCGCAAACCCAGUUGUGUUCGGUAGGGCGAUAUCCUUAUCGCUGUUGGGAGAUCCAGGAGAAGUUUUGUACAGAACUUUUAUCUUUGAUACUUUCUGCAGGAGUGGUCAGUAACUAGGUGGAGCUUACUGGACUUAACCACAACGUGACCAAAUCGGAAUUGCUGGUUCUUCAGGUAGAAACAAUUUGGUCUUAAUCUGUGCAAAAGGUAGACAGAAUGACCAUUAUUUUUGUUUCUUUUUCCCCAUUUGCACAACCAACAGAAGCAUUGGAAUUUUUGUGUGAGAGCAUUAAGUGAUGUCAGUGAUUUGAAAGUGGUUUCUCAAAGUUCAUGGGAGGGUGGCCUAGGUAGCCCUAGGGAGGCUGAAUGACUUGGGCAACAGUUGAUUCUAUUAGCCUCUCCCCCUCCUCAGCAACUUCAUGUUUUCAAAGGUUAGGCACACCAUUGCUGUUGUUUUAAAUAUGCACCGCUCAUUCCCGGAACGGACUGGGCAUUUGGCCCCAAGUAUACUUUGUUUUUGUUUACUUAAUAUAUUUUUAGUACUCAAAAAUCCUGGUUCCUCGUAGCUCUCUAGUUGUUAUCUUGGCAUUUAAAGCAGUUUAAGCUCAAUAGCAGUAUAUAAACUCUGCAAUACGUUCCAGUGUAGCUGGUGAUUGCAAUAAAGGCACAGUUAAGCGUGUGGUUUCAUCUGCUGUUGGAGGUUACGGUAGGAAGUUUGCUGCAAGUUGAAAAAAAGAAAAGGAAAAAAAUAACACAGUUCUACUGUUCAGAGAGGUUUAACCUUUUGGAGUUGUCUUUAUUUAAGCAACAUGAGUUGAGUUUUAUAAAACUUGUCACUGUAGUGUAUGUGGAGUGCUCAUUUUACUAACCUAAAUAUUUUGUAUGUGUAUGUUUAAGUGGGUGACAAUCGUGCAGCAGAAGAAUGGUGUGCCUACCCUUUAAUGCUGCAGUUUUAAAAGAGAAUUUGUCUUGUCAUUUCAGACUGUAGGCUAAGAGUUGUAAAUAGAUAGUGAGAAGUUGAGUACUCUUUAUUUGCUUUGGUUAGAAAGUGGAUUUAAAAAAACCCACAGAAACAAACCGACAACAAACCAAACGCGUAACUUUCUCAGUUCAAAUGUCCUGAGACCUGAAGAUUGUAAUCCUCACGUCUGCAAAGCUUUGAAACACAACACUUUGAUCUGUGAUUAACUUAAUAUUCAGGUAAUCUUUCCUUCUUCGAGAAGCUUUUGAACAACCGUAUUUCCUCCAAAGGUCUCUGUUUGAAAAGGAAAAAAAAGAAAAGAAAAAGACAAAAAAAAAAGAGUGUAGAUUAUUUUUUAAGCACUAAUUGCAUUACGUUGGUAACUGCAAUAUGAAAUAGCCAUUAUUGUUUUGUGAAGCAUGGUUGAGAUUAGUUAGUGGUCCCUUUUUAAAAUUUCAUGAGCCUCUCAAAAAAGAAAAACAAAUUUAAAAAAAAGCUGCUGAAUAUUCAAAAGAUAUAUAUUUUACCUUAUUGUAGGUUUUGUAAAUUUAGUCUGUAAUAUUCAGGUGCACCUUUUAAUGUUACCUUUUUGUUUCCAAGUCCCACCUAAGGUAUUUUCUCUGAGGUGAUUCAUCACGUGAGACUAGUAUCACUCCGAGUGCUGCAGUGAUCACUAACGUUUGGUUUCCUUUCCCACUACGGAUUCUUUACAGGCGCUUUCAGUGUAGCUGACUAGUAGUGUUUGGGAUCAUUUUAAAUAUAUGAUUGGAAUUAAUGUUUGUCCAUUAGCAUGCUUAAUUUUCUGCUGACCAGCAGUUUGCAUGGCCAAAAUCCCUGGUUGACCAUAUUUUGGUGUAGGAAGGUGUGAUUCACUGCUGUCUUUGUAACAAAAGCCUCGUUUCUCAUGUUAUUUCUGGUAAGUGGAUGCUUAUGUUACUUGGAUCACUUGGACAGGAGAGAAGGUUUAAAAUCUUGCUCCUGCUGCUCUUUUGAGACCGCAUUGACAUGUAACGUAGACAAACUGCAACCCUGUAAAAAGGAGAGGUCGUUAGGAGGAGGCCUUUCGGGUAUUUUCGUCACUAGUUUUCGCUUAAUCCCGAGAACGUCCAUCCGAUGUAGUUAUUGGACUAAACAGUAUUGUUGUGUACUACGUUGAUGUAGCUGACAAGGCCUGACAGCAAGAAACUGUGAAUAAUAUUUGUGGCAGUCUCUGAAAACUAGUUUUUCAGUCCAAGUAUCAUGAAGGAGAAUCCCUCUCCCCGACCCCAUCCUAGAAAAGUAAUUUUAUAUUUUGUGUGUAUAAAGUUUGAAGAAUCAAGUUUCAUAUUGUACUGAAGUUUAGGUGUCGCUUGGUAAAUCUUUGCUGCAGCAUAUAAUUGAAGAUGAGUAAGGCUUAGUGUGGUAGGGGUCCUGGUGUGGAGUUAAUUAUCGUACAGUUCUGGUGAGAAAGCCCAACAUGUAUGAAAUGUGUCCUUUUUUUAAUUCUUAUUUGGACUUGUAAGAUGUAAAAGUGCUUUUUUAGAACUCUGACCUAUUACAAACUAUUACCUCACUUUCAGCCAGCUGGAUCCUCAUUCCACAGUGUUGUAGGCAUUAUUGUGGCCGUAAUGCUUGAGUACAGAUACAGAGUUGAACAUUUCCAGGUAGAUAUUGUAGGGACACGUUUCUGGGCUCGUCUGGUUUUUUUUCCCUGUCAAAAGGUAUUUUAUUUUCCAGUCAUUCCCUGAGGUGUUUGGUUUUUGGGUUUUUUUUUAAAGGCUCGAGACAGUUUCCUUUAGAAUUUCUCUUUGUUUUAUCCCCAUGUUGUGCGGGAGAAGUUGCUGUGUGAGCAAUACAGGUUUGCCUUUACGUUCUUCUUGUUGCAGAGCUCAUAAUUUAACGCUUGCAUCACCAACCCUAUUGCUAGACCUGAAGUAAAACUCUGAAUUUUCACGACGGUUGGAAAGCAAAUGAUUUUUAACAAUGCAGGUGUACGGGUAGGACAGUGCCUCUAGUAGGGAAACACGUUCAGCUUCUGUGUUCUGACACAACUCUUAUACCACCUUUGUUCUAGAGUUUCCAUUGCCUGAGGAUAUUUGUAAACAUAGGAGGCGACUGCACAUGUGUUGAGAUCGGUUAAGGGCACACACGGAGUAGUCUGUGCUUUGUCUUGUGGCAGGCUGACAUUGGAGUCUAAAUAUUUCUUUCAUGAGAACCCAAGAGUACGUUGCCUUCCCUUGGAAAUUCGUAGGAGCUGACAAAGGGAUGCAGGGGCUUUAGGGUUGAGUAGGCUUUGGAUAGAUUGGAACAACUUUUUUGUUCUCAUCAAAUUGCUUUUUAUGUCUUCUGCAAUGAUUGUUAUUCAGACAAAACUGGAAUUGCCAUGUGUUUCUUCCCAGUUUGCUUUGAAGUGAUGCUCUUAAGAUGUCCUUGAGUCUUAGGAGAAGAACACGGUGUCCAGGGAGUGAAGGGAACACUGUGCCCUUCCCUUAUUUCUCAAAAACAGUGCGGCAACAUCUGUAAUGUAAAGAGCUCUUUCUUCGGUGAAGACAGAAUUUGAACUCGUCGGUGUGAGAAUGCACACGCUUGUUGCAGUCCAAACUCUUACGAAGGCAAAAUUAUUAACCUGUACUGAAAGCUUUGUCACAAUACUUAAAUGGCUUAACUUCUCUGUCAAACGUUAAGAGGUAGAACAAGAAGGAUCGUUUCCUUUGUUCUCAUGAGGAUCAGAACCUCCUAGGUUUUCCCCACAAAUGUUUCAAGAGCUAAGUGUAAUUUCAGUCUAGGUCGAUGUUGCUUUUUCGUGGCACCAGUAGAUAAUGUUGACCAAUAAUGGUUUAAAACCCUGUACCUAAAAAAAUAUUACAUUUUGGGACUAGUUUUGGUACUAUAGAGGUUUCCACUCCAUCUCAAAUUAUGUCAGACUCAGCAACUAGAGCCUUCAGAAACCUGUAAAUCUGCACUGCUAGUAAUGUGCAGUUGUGACGGAUGUAGCAAGUAAAAGAACCACUGCAGUUAUUAAUGUCUAACUACCCAGUGUCUAACACGAUGUACUGUGAUGAUCACUAAACAGAGGGAUACUGUGGACUCAAAAUGAUCUUUAGAGCCACUCCACUGGUACCAGAAAAACCUGUAAGUAGUUAGAGCAUUGCAGUACCUGUCUCUUUCCCUCUCUCCUGUUCUUGCUUUGACUGGGGCCGAGUCUCUCUACCAGUGUUACAGCAGCAGUUUUUGGAUGUCACGUCCGAUGGAAUUACGCCUAUAUUUCAGGUAUUGUUGUGAAGACCUUCCUAUUAAGAGAGCUUUAUUUAAUCCUCACAAAAAUCUCUUAGCCCAGCUGCAAAAGCAGUUUUCCUGGGUGACUUACUAGGAGGAAGGUUUUUUCUUCACCCCGUCCAGGGCAUUUCAUUCACCCUCUUAAAAACAAAACAUGCCUGCCCCUGUGUUAGUCUCUACUGAACGGGUAAGUGUCAUUCAGGAGAACUCAAGACGACGGCUCUACUUUAGGGAGCAGGGAUUAGGACACAGAUUAUGUUCUGAUUGGAGCAGAAAAAGUUAAUGUCAGGAAACAUUUUCGAUAGUCAUCAGUUAGUACAGCCUAACUUCAUGUUUUUUCCUACUCAGAAGUAACAUAGACACUACUAACACAGUUUAUCAACUACUUGGUGCUACAUUUCUCAAAUAUUUUUGCAGAGAAUAUUUUUUAUGCCUGCGUGAAAGCACGUAAAUCUCACUGUCACUAUAAAAAGCACUUGUCUGACCUAUUCUAAAGUACCAGAAAAGGGAUAAAUAACUGCAGCACUUUUUCUGUUACAAUGCCAGAGUCUUAAUUAAAUCUGGUCUUCAGGUUAUGAGGUAUUUUAAACGUACAAUCUAGGAUCACUAAUGGCUUUUCAGGUCAGAUCACAGGUUCUCUUGGGAUGCUAAUCUGUCUUUUAAAGACUAGUACAACAAAAUACUCCGAAGUUCAGGCAGGGGAUGUAUAUAUACAUGCCUGAUAUUUUUAACUAAUCAUUUCAAUAGGCCAUUUCAGGGCUUGACAUUUGGAAUCUGGGGCGAUGGGUAGGGAAAGGGAAGUUUUCCAAACCGAAAACUCAUUUUGGACCAUUGUUUAAUGCUCAGUUUGAAAACUUCUAUCACAAGAAAAACAGGUAGGGAUUCUUUCUCCCUUCUGCCUUCAGGGAAUGAGUAGUAUUUAGAAUCUCUGGCUGAAAUUCAAGCCUUUUUACCAUGUAAAUUUUUAAUAUAAACUCAUUGACGUGCUUUUUACAUCUGAGGACUGAAAAUGGAUCUUAAUGUUUAAGUUGUGGAACGGUAUAUUUCUUAAAUGAAGGGGGAACAUUAAAAAAAAUAAAAAUAGAUUAGAAUACCAGCAUUAGCGAGCUUAAGGAAUUUUAGUAUGUAAUAGCAAAGCAUAGCAAAGUAUUUGAUUAAAAAAAUUAAUCUUGAAUUGCUAGUCUGUAACUAGGUGCAUUCUAAUUUAGCAGGUGAAUAUUCUUUACUUAUGGAUAUAUGAUGGGCUUUUUGCAAAUAGAAACCUUUAUCCAAGUCCCACGUGUUGCUUGUACUGAUGGGAUGUAUGCUUACAGCAGCUUACUGCUGCUUUAAAAUGUAUAAAAUAUGUUUUGAGUGUUUGCUCAUAACUCUUUCUAACCUCCACUUGUUAAAUUGUCAGACAUUGGUAUUUUAUCAGUCCGCAGUGUAAGUUUAAACUAAUGUUCUUAGGAAUCCAACUUGUACACACACUGUUUAAAAACCCUCAGGGACGGUUUACACACUAUCCUCACUCAAUUCAGGUACUUGUACUCUCUUCUUAAACCUAGCAGUGACUUGUAUUUUGUUUUGCUUUUCUUUUGACGUGCUGAUAGCACAUCCUUGAUGAAUGUCAACUUAAAACUCAGUUCAGGUAUCCAGGUAUAACUCAGCCAAACGGAUUUUAAAGCUGCAUAUUUACUCUCCAGCACACAGUGCCUCAGACACUUAUAGUGGCAUUCUGUAUAUUCAGUUAUUACUACUGAGCAGAUCGCGUGGGGGUUCCUGGUAUGUAUUGUAAGAAAUUCCUAUGUAUAUUAUAUAAUAUGUAUUAUAUUAUAUACAUAUAUAGUAUAUAUGUUAUCUUAAACUUAUAUAUUUUAAAAUGCCACUACUAGCCAGCGCAGCUAAAAAUGAAAUACAUUCCCAACUGCCUCUGCCAACGGCAGGGGCAGCUUCUUAACGUGGCUCUUGCUUCUCUCUCUCACCAUAACUACUUCUAACCUCAAGCACGGGCCCUUGGCUGUCUGACCUCUACACUCUAGUUAUGCAAUGUCCUUAGAGAAUUCUGUGCACUGGCCACUGUGAUGGAAACCAAUGGGCCGGGAGUGCUUUGAGCUUAUUAGUAAUUGUUCUGCCAAAGUUGGUGUCUGUACGACAAGCGCGUAAAGCUGUCAGGUAAGGAGCAGAGGUGCGAGCGGCCGCGGGCGGAGGGGAGGGCCAGGCCCUCCUCAGGCGGCUCCGGGAUGCGUUGGCACUUAGUGGCUGCAGCGAGGGGCCCGGUGCGGAGCGCCAGAGGCCAGCCUGCCCGCUGCUCUGCCCGGUGGCUGCUGCCGGGCGCCAGGCAGCGCCACCUCUGCCUCAGUAUCUGACGCUUUACCGCAAAAAGUCUUCUCCUUCUAUUUAUGUGACCCAUAGUCUUUGAAGAGUAUGGAAAACGGCAUUUCUCUCUGACCUCUAGAAGUUCAAGUGUCAUGGGAAAAGAAAUAAACACAGGAACCCCCCCCUUUACUCUGAUGGACCUCAUUUCAAUAUACUGUUUACAGUUUGACGGAAUUGUAUAAUUUAAUAUUUCUCUUGUACUGUAGUUUAUAUUUAUUUACAGAUUUUUUUUGUACUGUGUGAUUUGAAUUUUUUUGGUUCCUUGCUAUGAUCAAUGUUUUAUGUAGUAGAGCACUUAUGAUCACAAAUUAAGGUUGGUUUUUUUUUUUUUGGUUUGAUUGCACUACAUUAAUUUUUUUAAUGCAGUUCUGAUUUUUUGACUGGACUAAAUAAGCUGUGUCUUAAUGUAUGUGAUAAGUACUUUUAAAUUUUUAUUUCAUGUGGUCCAUUUAUUUUUUGCAUUGUAUGUCAAAGCGCUGAUUCUCUUGUUGUGCAUGUGUAAGACUUAAUGGCUCCAUUGUAUUAUUUGACCAUGUCAUUUUGGAAACACAUUCCCAGCUGUAACGUUGUGUAUGGUAGUUUUCACUGGAUGCUAGACUUUUCAAAACCACUAUUCUUCUAAUAAAUUUUGUUGUGAAAAACUUGAA
This is a messenger RNA of Colius striatus (speckled mousebird), 10385 nucleotides long. It is a transcript of the gene LCOR, whose product is annotated as ligand dependent nuclear receptor corepressor. The transcript is spliced from 7 exons. Bases 24 to 1751 code for a protein of 575 amino acids. Lineage: Eukaryota; Metazoa; Chordata; Aves; Coliiformes; Coliidae. Gene Ontology annotation, molecular function: DNA binding. The record is from RefSeq and is a predicted model, not a curated record.